This is a messenger RNA of Funneliformis geosporum, 506 nucleotides long. The record is from the annotation of a GenBank genome assembly. Lineage: Eukaryota; Fungi; Glomeromycota; Glomeromycetes; Glomerales; Glomeraceae.
AUGACCGUCCAAUUAUCACCUCUUGUUUUAAAUGUGAAUACACAUUGGCAUUCAAACUUAUUUUCACAAGACAAUUACAUUAUUGGCCUCUUAAAAAAGCGUGUAUACGGCGUUGAGGAAGUUCAAGCAAAUAACGCUGGUGGGAGAAUUGCUGAGGACUGUACUUUAAUCCUUACCGAAGGUGAAUCUUUAGCAGUUUCCGGGUUGGACGUGAAAAUUAUGGAAUUUUCCUAUUUCGGGAAAACUUAUAAAUAUUCGGAAGCUCUCGAUUUUAUCGGUUCAAAUUACAUCAAUAUCCUUUAUGGCAAAGGUCAAUUUGGUACAAAGGCUCAAGGAGGAAAAGAUGCAGCUAUUAGCGUUGCAAUCCCUGGAUUGACUCGAAAAAUAUUCCAUCCUCAUGAUGAUCAUGUCUUCAACGUGAACGCCUCGACAUGUCCCAUUACUAGUAGUACCAGCCAUUGGAGUCAGAGUCGACGGCUGAGUCGACUCUGCAAAAAUCAAGUAGA